This is a messenger RNA of Cooperia oncophora, 396 nucleotides long. The record is from the annotation of a GenBank genome assembly. Lineage: Eukaryota; Metazoa; Nematoda; Chromadorea; Rhabditida; Trichostrongylidae.
GAAACGUAAAGCUGGAACGUCAAGGUGAUGUUGCAGUUAUUAAAAUGGACAUGGCUAACACGAAGGAAAAUGUACUCAACGAAGCGAUAAGCAAAGAGCUGCAGGAUACGUCGGAACGUGAUGAGUCGGUCAAGUCAAUCGUUCUGAUGUCGGGAAAACCGAAUAGUUUCGUUGCUGGCGCCGAUGUCACAAUGCUGAAAAAUGCGAAAACACCCGCGGAUGGUACCAAUAUUUCAAAGCGAGGACAAGAACAGUUCGAGAAACUGGAAAAGUCAGGAAAACCGAUUGUCGCAGCGAUUAUGGGAAGUUGUAUGGGUGGUGGAUUGGAAUUGGCCAUGUCAUGUCACUACCGUAUAGCUGUGAAUGACAAGGAAAACGCAGCUCGUGCCUUUGCCU